AUGGACUCCGAAGAAGAAACUUACGAUGACGUUGAUUCAGGUAACGAAUCAAGUGGAGACGAUGUUGAUUUUGCGAUGGAAGUUGAAGUCACUGGCCAUAGAGAAAUGCAGACAGAUUCAGAUGACUACCCUUAUGAAGUGCUGAGCACAGAAGAAAUUGUACAACACAUGGUAGAUUCCAUAAAAGACGUAAACUCGGUUGUAGAGAUACCCGCGACUACCACUCGUAUCCUUUUGAAUCAUUUUCGAUGGGACAAGGAAAAACUUAUGGAAAGGUUUUACGAUGGUGACCAGGAUCAAUUAUUUUCAGAAGCUAGAGUGAUCAAUCCAUUUAAAGAACUGAAUAUUAGUUUUAGGGCUAAGCCUCUGAAAAAAUCAACAAACGGAACUGAAGAAUGUGAAAUUUGUUUCAUGGUUUUACCCUCAUCACAUAUGACAGGUUUAGAGUGUGGUCAUAGAUUUUGCACCCAUUGUUGGUGCGAAUAUUUAACAACAAAAAUAAUGGAGGAAGGUGUGGGUCAAACAAUUGCAUGUGCAGCUCAUGGUUGUGACAUUCUAGUUGAUGAUGCUAGUGUUAUGCGAUUAGUUAGAGAUUCAAAAGUUAGGCUCAAAUAUCAGCAUCUUAUAACAAACAGUUUUGUAGAGUGUAAUCGCUUGUUGAGAUGGUGUCCGUCACCAGACUGUAGUAAUGCAAUUAAAGUUCAAUAUGUAGAACCUCAUAAAGUGACAUGUAAAUGUACACACACAUUUUGCUUUGCUUGCGGAGAAAACUGGCACGACCCGGUCAAAUGCCACUUAUUAAAAAAAUGGAUAAAAAAAUGUGAUGACGAUUCGGAAACCAGCAACUGGAUUGCUGCUAACACCAAAGAGUGUCCUAGAUGUAAUGUAACAAUAGAAAAAGAUGGAGGUUGUAACCACAUGGUGUGCAAGAAUCAAAACUGUAAAGCCGACUUCUGUUGGGUGUGUUUAGGUCCGUGGGAGCCCCACGGCAGUUCGUGGUAUAACUGCAACAGGUACGACGAGGAUGAAGCUAAAGCGGCAAGAGAUGCGCAAGAAAAGUCCCGGUCAGCGUUGCAGCGUUAUCUAUUUUACUGCAAUAGAUAUAUGAAUCAUAUGGCGUCGUUGAAGUUCGAACACAAAUUGUAUGCAUCCGUUAAAGAAAAAAUGGAAGAAAUGCAGCAACACAACAUGAGUUGGAUAGAGGUGCAAUUUUUAAAAAAAGCUGUAGAUAUUUUAUGUCAGUGUAGGCAAACGUUGAUGUACACUUAUGUAUUUGCCUAUUACUUGCAAAAGAAUAACCAGUCUGUGAUUUUUGAAGAUAACCAAAAAGACCUCGAAAGUGCCACCGAAACUUUGUCGGAGUAUUUGGAGAGGGAUAUUACGUCUGAAAAUCUUGCUGAUAUUAAACAAAAGGUUCAAGAUAAAUACAGGUAUUGCGAUAGUCGUAGAAAAGUUCUAUUAGAGCAUGUUCAUGAAGGAUACGAAAAAGAGUGGUGGGACUACAAUGAGUAG
This is a messenger RNA of Psylliodes chrysocephalus, 1512 nucleotides long. The record is from the annotation of a GenBank genome assembly. Lineage: Eukaryota; Metazoa; Arthropoda; Insecta; Coleoptera; Chrysomelidae.